This is a messenger RNA of Lecanosticta acicola, 607 nucleotides long. The record is from the annotation of a GenBank genome assembly. NCBI's taxonomy places the organism in Eukaryota, Fungi, Ascomycota, Dothideomycetes, Mycosphaerellales, Mycosphaerellaceae.
AUGGGCGGCGCCCUCUCCAUGUUCACCAAACUCCUCUGGUCCAAAAAAGAAAUCCGAAUCCUCAUCCUCGGCCUCGACAACGCAGGCAAAACAACCCUCCUCUACCGCCUCAAGAUCGGCGAGGUAGUGACCACGAUCCCCACCAUAGGCUUCAACGUUGAGAGCGUGACGUACAAAAACUUGAACUUCAAUGUCUGGGAUCUGGGCGGGCAGACGAGCAUCCGGCCGUAUUGGAGGUGUUAUUAUGCGAAUACGGCGGCCGUCGUGUUUGUGAUUGACAGUACGGAUGUGGAGAGGCUGGGGACUGCCGGCGAGGAGUUAAGAGGGAUGUUGGAAGAGGAGGAACUGAGGGAUGCUGCGUUGCUGGUUUUUGCCAAUAAGCAGGAUCAGGUCGGUGCGAAAGGAGCCGGGGAGAUAAGUGAGGCGCUGGGCUUGGCGAAUUUGAAAGACAGGAAUUGGAGCAUCAUGGCGUGCUCCGCGGUUACAGGGAAGGGAGUCACUGAGGGGAUGGAUUGGUUGGUGGUGAGUGCUGACAUUUCUUCCGGACGGUUUGAUUCUGGGUUGUGCUAAUGAUGUGUUACAGCAAACCGUUGGCGAGAACUCAUGA